This is a messenger RNA of Prionailurus viverrinus (fishing cat), 5033 nucleotides long. Its product is annotated as deleted in malignant brain tumors 1 protein-like. Gene Ontology annotation, cellular component: membrane. The record is from RefSeq and is a predicted model, not a curated record. Bases 1 to 4884 code for a protein of 1627 amino acids. The transcript is spliced from 24 exons. Lineage: Eukaryota; Metazoa; Chordata; Mammalia; Carnivora; Felidae.
AUGUCCCUGGGCCCAGCACCUUGGAGGGAGGGAGAGGCUGAGAAGAGUCCGCUCGUGGGAGGUUCUGGCAGGUGUUCUGGCCGCGUCGAGGUGUACUUCGAAGGCGUGUGGUGCACGGUGUGUGACGACCUUUGGGACGAGAAGGAAGCACAGGCAGUGUGCCGGCAGCUGGGCUGCGGGUCAGCCGUGUCCGCCCCCGGAGAGGCCCACUUCGGCCAGGGCUCCGGCCCCAUCCUUCUGGACGACGUGCAGUGUUCUGGGACCGAGGCCUACCUGGGACAGUGCUCCCACGCCGGCUGGUUCACCCACAACUGCGGGCAUGGGGAAGAUGCUGGUGUCACCUGCUCGGACUGGCCACAACUACAGCUAGUGAAUGGGUCAGGCAGAUGUUCUGGACGUGUGGAAGUUUUCUACCAUGGCCAGUGGGGCAGGGUUUGCGAUGAUCACUGGGACAUGAACGAAGCUGAUGUGGUGUGCCGGCAGCUGAACUGUGGGCGUGCCCUCGCAGCCCCAGUUGAGGCCCACUUUGGAGAAGGGGAGGGCAAGUUUCUGCUGGAUGAUGUGGAUUGCACAGGAAGAGAGAGUUUCCUGGGACAGUGUCCUCAUACCGACUGGUCUCUCCAUAACUGCGGUCCUGGAGAAGACGCCAGUGUCAUCUGCUCAGGUAAUGAAGACUGGGCCGUGGUGAGGCUGGUAAAUGGCACCAGAAGAUGCUCUGGAAGGGUGGAAGUCUUCUACCACGGCACCUGGGGGUCGGUGUGUGAUGACGGCUGGGGUCUAAAGGAGGCUCAUGUUGUGUGCAGGCAGCUUGGGUGCGGCCAGGCAGUGUCUGCCCCCCUGGGUGCCCACUUUGGCCCAGGCUCUGGAAAGAUUCUCCUGGAUAACGUGCACUGCAGUGGUGAGGAGAGCCACCUGGCCCUGUGUGCCCACGAUACCUGGUUCACUCACAACUGUGGGCAUGAGGAAGAUGCUGGAGCCAUCUGCUCAGACACUAUCUCCAGUCUCUGUCUUCCUCGUAUCUCCCCAGGAGCCUUCGUGGCCGUGAGGCUGGUAAAUGGCACAGGGAGGUGCUCGGGCCGAGUGGAGGUUCUCAUCCAAGGCACGUGGGGGACCGUGUGUGAUGACCUCUGGGACCUGGCCGAGGCCACAGUCGUGUGCCGCCAGCUACAGUGUGGCCAGGCCAUGGCGGCACCCACGGGGGCCCACUUCGGGGCAGGCUCCGGGAAGAUCGUGCUUGAUGAUGUGCAGUGUGUGGGCAGCGAGAGCCAUCUGGGGCAGUGCACGCACAGGGGUGAGGCCAGACACAACUGCAGGCAUCUGGAGGAUGCUGGUGUCAUCUGCAGAGGCAAUAGAGCUUCCAUGACUGUGAGGCUGGUGAAUGGCACAGGGAGGUGCUCGGGCCGAGUGGAGGUUCUCGUCCAGGGCACAUGGGGGACCGUGUGUGAUGACUUCUGGGACCUGGCCGAGGCCACAGUCGUGUGCCGCCAGCUGCAGUGUGGCCAGGCCGUGGCGGCACCCACGGGGGCCCACUUCGGGGCAGGCUCUGGGAAGAUUUUGCUGGACGACGUGCAGUGUGCGGGCGGCGAGAGUCACCUGGGGCAGUGCACGCACAGGGUUGAGGCCGGGCACAACUGCGGGCACCUGGAGGAUGCUGGUGUCGUCUGCACAGCGAGUGGCCAUCACCCCUUGACCCCUGGUUCCUCCCCAGGAGGCUGGGCCCCUGUGCGGCUGGUAGGUGGCCACGGGAGGUGUGCAGGCCGCGUGGAACUCUUCUACCGGGGAGUCUGGGGGACCGUGUGUGAUGACCUCUGGGAUCUGUCAGAAGCAAACAUCAUCUGCAGGCAGCUGGGGUGUGGCUGGGCCAUUUCAGCCCCAGGUGAGGCCCACUUUGGGGAAGGAUCUGGGAAAAUCCUCCUUGACAAUGUGCGCUGCAGGGGGGAUGAACAGCACCUGGAGGAGUGCUCCCACAUCGGCUGGCUUUCCCACAACUGUGGGCACGGAGAAGAUGCCGGCGUGAUCUGUUCAGGCCAAGAGGCAGCCAUUUACCUGAGGCUGGUGGGCGGCUCAGGUCGGUGCUCAGGACGCGUGGAGGUCCUCCACCAGGAGGCCUGGGGCACCGUGUGUGAUGACCUCUGGGACCUCAAUGAAGCCGAGGUUGUGUGCCGACAGCUGGGGUGUGGACGGGCCGUGUCCGCCCUUGGGAAAGCCCACUUUGGUCCGGGCUCUGGAGACAUCUUCCUGGACAACCUUCAGUGCUCCGGGGUGGAGCGCUCCCUGGGUCAGUGUGCCCACUCGGGCUGGUCGGAGCACAACUGUGGCCACCACGAAGACGCCAGUGUCAUCUGCUCAGGGGACUGGCCAGACCUGAGGCUGGUGGGCGGCUCAGGUCGGUGCUCAGGACGUGUGGAGGUCCUCCACCAGGAGGCCUGGGGCACUGUGUGUGACGACCUUUGGGAUCUCAAUGAAGCUGAGGUUGUGUGCCGACAGCUGGGGUGUGGAUGGGCUGUGUCCGCCCUUGGGAAGGCCCACUUUGGCCCCGGCUCUGGAGACAUCUUCCUGGACAAUGUACAGUGCUCUGGGAUGGAGCGCUCCCUGGGUCAGUGCACCCACUUGGGCUGGUCGGAGCACAACUGUGGCCACCACGAGGACGCCGGUGUCAUCUGCUCAGAAAGCUACCCAACAGACAUCCAGUGCGUUUGGGAGAUUCAUGUGGAUAAAAAAUUCCGCAUAGAACUCAUGAUUCCAACUCUGAACCUAGAGGAUAUCCUUGGAUGCCCUUACGACUCCGUUGAAAUCUUCGAUGGCCCCCGGAUCGCCUCACUGUCCAUGGGGAAGUUCUGUGCCUCAGUAGCUCUGAUAUUUUUCUCCUCCUCAGACAUCAUGACAGUGGUCUUCCGAAGUGAUUCUAUGAUCACCAACACUGGCUUUUAUGCUAUGUUCAACGUGAUUCCACAAGGCGAAAGAGAGUCAGGUAGCAAACUUCAAGAAGUCAUAGACACCCUGGUGGCCCAGGUGCCUUCAGGGGAUAAAUCUACCCUCAUCCAAGUCAUGUCCAAAAAUGCAACUGGGGACCCAUUUCCCCAGGAUCCCAGUACUGUGUCAGAGAACCACACAGGGGCCUGGGGCACCGUAUGUGAUGACCUCUGGGACCUCAAUGAAGCCAAGGUCGUGUGCCGACAGCUGGGGUGUGGACGGGCCAUUGCAGCCCCUGGAAAGGCUCACUUUGGCCCGGGCUCUGGAAACAUCCUCCUGGAUAACAUUCAGUGUUCGGGAAGCGAGAACCACCUUGGCCAGUGCCUCAGCUCCGGGUGGUCAGACCACAAUUGUGGCCACCAUGAAGACGCCGGUGUCAUCUGCUCAGGAGGAAGUAACUCUUGUGGAGGAGUCAUUUCUGGUCUCUCAGGCUCCUUCUCCAGUCCUUGGUAUCCAACAAACUACCCCACCGACGUGGAGUGUAUCUGGGUGGUACACGUGGCUGAGAAGUUCCACAUAGAACUGGUGAUCCCAAGCCUGAAAUUAGAAGACAUCUACGGGUGCCCUUAUGACUUUGUUGAAGUGUUCGACGGACGGCAAGUUGCCUCACUCUCCAAGGGCAGAUUUUGUGCUGGGGCAGAGCUCACCUUCCUCUCCUCUUCAAACAUCAUGACUGUGGUGUUCAGAAGUGAUGCCAUGAUCACCAACACAGGGUUUUAUGCUCUGUAUAAUGCCAUUCAACAAGAUGAAAGGGAGAGUGGUGCAUCCCUGAGACUGGUGAAUGGCAGUCACAGGUGUGAGGGCCGGGUGGAGGUCUUCUACAACGGCACCUGGGGCACAGUGUGUGAUGACAGCUGGGACAUAACAGACGCCAGGGUGGUGUGCCAACAGCUUGGCUGUGGUGAGGCCUUGUCAGCCCCAGCUCAGAGCUACUUUGAUGGAGGCACUGGCCACAUCAUGCUGGAUGAUAUGCAGUGCAUGGGGAACGAAGCCAGGCUGUGGCAAUGCACACACAAUGGAUGGUUCUCCCACAACUGCGGGCACCAUGAGGAUGCCAGCGCCAUCUGCUCAGUAUUCACCUCCUCCUCAAAUCGCUUGACGGUGGUCUUCCACAGCGACGCUAUUGUCACCAACAUGGGCUUUUUUGCAUCCUAUGAGUCUCUUGUGCAAGACGAGAACAAUACCGAUGUGGCCCUCAGGCUGGCCGGAGGCAGCCACCGGUGCGAGGGUCGCGUGGAGCUGCACUACAAUGGCACCUGGGGGACCGUGUGUGACGACAGCUGGGACCCGCGUGACGCGCAGGUGGUGUGCAGGCAGCUGGCCUGCGGCAGGGCGGUGUCGGCCCCCGGCAGGGCGCAUUUCCACCAAGGCGUGGGCCCCAUUGCUCUGGACGACGUGGAGUGCGUGGGGACGGAAGCCAGGCUGUGGCAGUGCCUGCACAGCGGCUGGUUCUCCCACAACUGCGGCCACCACGAGGAUGCCGGCGUCAUCUGCUCAGCCUCUCUGCCUUACCCAACACCAUCAGCUGCUGGGAGUUACCCAACUUCAGCAUCUUUCCCAAAGCCGGCAGAAGUGCCCACGUCAGCAGAUCUGCCGGUGGUGAGGCUGGCGGCAGGGAGCAGCAGGUGCGAGGGCCGCGUGGAGAUCCUCUACAACGGCACCUGGGGGACCGUGUGCGACGACCUCUGGGACCUGCCGGCCGCACGGGUGGUGUGCCGGCAGCUGGGCUGCGGAAUGGCACUGGCGGCCCCGAGGAGCAGUCUGUUUGGUGAUGGCUCGGGCCCCAUCUUCCUGGACGAUGUGCGCUGCAUGGGCGAUGAGACCAGCCUGGGGCAGUGCACCCACCGUGGCCUGUUGGUCCAUAACUGUGGUCACCACGAGGAUGCCGGAGCCGUCUGCUCAGGUACCUGAACUCCCCCUAGACUGGGUUCCCUCCUCUGCCAGGCAGGCCGAUCCUAAAGGCUUGGGGUUCCAGGUCAUGAAAACAGCUUGUCCCGGUUUGCCUGGAAUUUUCCCAUUUGGAGCACAGAGAGACCCAUGUCUCAGGAACCCCCUCAGAU